This is a messenger RNA of Trichobilharzia regenti, 206 nucleotides long. Lineage: Eukaryota; Metazoa; Platyhelminthes; Trematoda; Strigeidida; Schistosomatidae. The record is from the annotation of a GenBank genome assembly.
GUGAAUUGACAAAUGUAACUCUACUUGAAAAUUUGAAAGAAAAUUCUGAACAUGGAAUAUCCAGAGCAAUUUCGGAACUCAAAUUUGCAGAAGGAGAAAUUCAAAAUAUUACAGACAAGAUUCUCAGUGAAGAUGCAAGCUUACGAGGAGAAGUAGAAAAGUUUAAGCGAACCGUAUCUAUUGAAAUGAUGGACAAUCUAUUUUAG